AUGCGUGCGGCCACGGAAAGUGCCUCUUACGCCUCAGCAGCAGGCGAUUCGUCGCAUGUUGUCGUGAAUUCUCCACGUGGUGAGUCACCACGUGCGACAGGUACAUCCGUUGCGUCUACAGCGGGUGCCUCGAAUCGUAAUCCAGAUGAUUCUAGAAUAGAGCUUAUCUAUUCUGGAGAGUCAAUUGCAUCAUCCGACUCGAAGGCGACUCCUCACGCCUCGGGAUCACCCGGGGCGGACGCUGCAAAAGCCAGGCUGACUGGCUCUGGUCAGCGCGGCAGCAUCAUGUCCGAGAUCUUCGGAUCGAGUGAUUAUUCCAAAGAAUCUCAGCCUCACACAAGUCCAUCCAACCACAGGACGCGUGAGGAUGGUGGUGACGCACCUAUGCAUCACCACGAGCGAAGAAACUCGAGGGAUCGAGGCGUCACUGGUGUCAGUGCUCACGCUGGCACCAAUCAAGAGGUCAGGGACCAAAACGUCCUGCGCCACGCUCCUCAAGUAGAGUUUCCGUGGAUGCCUUCAUCUAGAGAGUUGGACCGGCUAGCCGGCAUAACUAACGAACGGGAUCGAAUCCUAUUGUUCGAUUGCAGGAAGAUUUGCCCUCCUGAUUCCAGCACGGAAACUAUCCGUGCUGAGGAAGAGUUCUUCACUGAUGCGUUCUUCAAACAUCGUUGGUACAAUGGCAGCCGUGUUCGAGACGGCAAAGCCUUGGUGCAAGCAUGUAAUUCCCUCAUUCAUGACAUCGAGUGA
Messenger RNA from Peronospora matthiolae, 750 nucleotides. Lineage: Eukaryota; Oomycota; Peronosporomycetes; Peronosporales; Peronosporaceae. The record is from the annotation of a GenBank genome assembly.